GCAACGGGGGAGGCUGAGGGAAGAAGGACGGCUGGACAUAUCGACUCAUUCAACUUGGUACAGGAGGGAGAGGCGGCCGCCCUUGCUCCGCGCUGCGCCUAUACUGUGGACUGGCGGGGGACUAGUUAAGGACACGUACGCCACCACAGGGAUACACGGCCCCCGGGGAAGUGUGUGAAAAAGCCCCCCGAGUGAUUCCUGUGACCAUUGACUCCCUCUCUCUCUCUCCCUCCUCCCUCCGUCCCUCCCCGCCUGUGCGCUCUCCCUCCUCCUCCAAGUCCCUCCCUCCUCCUCUCCCUCCAUCUCUCUACCUCCUCCUCUCUCCCACCCACCCUCUCUCUCUCUCUCUCUCUCUCUCUUCGUUAUGGCGGAUACGUUCAAAGUUGGUUAGUUCGUAAUUUUCCUCAUUUUUUUCCUUUUUUUUCUUCUUUAAUCGUUUUUUUCUAGGUUCGUUUUUUUUUCCUGUUUUUCAUUUGUUUUUUUCUCUGGUUUAAUUUUGGUUCCUCUUUUUUCCCCGUUUUUUCUCUGUUAUCUGUUUUUAUCUCCUCCUCCUCCUCCAUUAUUCCUCCAUGUUAUUUUUGUUAUCCUCUCCCUCCUCCUCCUCCUCUUCCUCCUCCAUCUCCUUCCUUCGUUAAAAGCUGUUAUUUGUUAUCGCUGUUAUCGUUGACGUUAUCUUGUUUCCUUCUUGUUCCUGUUCUCUUCCCCGUGUGUUAAUUCUGUCUGGGGUGGUUGUUAUUUUUGUUGUUCUCCACUUCUGUGACGGGCAGUAAGUGUGGUGUGAGGAGAAACCGAUCACCUACCACAACAACCACUACUACCACUACUGCAACUACUACUACCACGGCUGCUGCCACUGCUGCCACCAUCUCCACCUGCUUCUGCUUCUACUGCAACGCUAACACCAGGAUCGUCGUCAUCAUCAGCGCAAGACCUCUGCUAGACUCGAAAUAACUACUACUACUACUACUACUACUACUACUACUACUACUACUGCAGCGAUUCGAUAUCCGUGUGUUGGGUAAUUAAAUAAGUGUCUGCUACCACUGUUACCACCUCCACUGCCACUGCCACCACCUCCACCUCCACCUUCCCCGUCAUCACCUCCACCUCCACCAGCACCUCCACCAAGACCUCAAACUACAACAACUACAACAACUACAAUAGCAAGGAAGAAUAUCAAGUGUGUGGAUACCAGACUAACUACCACCACAACCACAAUCACCACCACCACCACCACCACCACCACCACUAGUACCUCCACCACCACCACCACCACCACCAUUUUACCACCACCUCUACCACUACCACUGCCACCACCACCACCACCACCAUCACUACCACUACUACUACUACUACCACUACUACCAAAGCCUCUCAUUGCCAGAUCUCACUACAAUACUUAAGUGAGAUGACGUUAAGUAGAUUGUAGAUUAAACCUCCUCCUCCUCCUCUUCCUCCUCCUCCUCCUCCUUCUCCUCCUCCUCCUCCUCCCUUUGUAGAUAUGCCCCAAAAAAGCUGAAAUAUAAAACAGAGAGAGAGAGAGAGAGAGAGAGAGAGAGAGAGAGAGAGAGAGAGAGAGAGAGAUGGCAGAGAAGUAGAUAAAAGGUGGUUGGUUGUUAGGACUAAAACACACACACACACACACACACACACACACACACACACACACACACACACACACCAUGGCUGUUGCUGCAAAUGCAAAUCACAACCACCACCACCACCACCACCACCGCCAACCACCUCCACCACCACCACCAGCACCUCCACUUCUCCAGCACCUCCUCCUCCUCCUCCUCCUCGUCUGCACCUUCCCGCCACGCCCAGGUGAAUGUCGCGUGGGGGUGCAGGAGGGGCCGCAGUUCGUCGUAGAGCCCCCGUCCACCCUCUCCUUCCUCAACACCACCGGCGCCGCCCUCCACUGCGCCGCCCAUGGGAACCCGCCGCCCACGGUGUCAUGGGUAGUGGGGGAGUCGGGUCUGCAGGCGGCGGGGACGGUGGUUGGGGUGCGCGAGGCCUUCCACAACGGGACCCUCAUCUUCCUGCCGUUCAGCCCGCGCGCCUACCGUCAGGACGUCCACGCCUCCACCUACCGCUGCCUCGCCUCCAGCAGCGUCGGAAGGAUCGUAUCGCGCACCGUGACUGUCCGGGCAGUCGUGCGCCAGGACUACGAGGUUCAGGUGUAUGACGAGUACGUAAUUAGCGGAAACACAGCCGUUCUCAGGUGCCGCAUCCCCACCUACGUGCAGGAGUACGUGAAGGUGGUGGCGUGGGUGCAGGACGACACCUACGUCAUACAGCCCGGCCUGGAGAGUGGAGGGAAAUACAUGAUCCUUCACGAUGGCUCCCUGCACAUCUACCGCGCGGACCCCUCGGACGGCUACCCCUCCUACCGCUGCCGCACAAACCACACCCUGACCGCUGUGAUCUCCCAGUCCUCGGCGGGCAGGGUCAUGGUCACGGAGCCCCAUGGUGACGUGGCGCCCCGGCUGAUCGUGGACAAGCGUGUGACGGUGACGGUGCGGGCGGGGCAGUGGGUGGUGCUGCCCUGCGCCGCCCAGAGCCACCCCACGCCCACCUACAGGUGGCUGCGGCUGGGCGAGGGCGUCACGGCGGGUGUGGUGGGCGGGUCGUCUCGGUACAGCCAGGUGGGCGGGCUGCUGGUCAUCACGGGUGUGGGCGUUGGUGACCAGGGCAAAUACAUGUGCUUCGUCAACAAUAGCAUGGGCCAUGAGACCGUGGAGGCGACGCUGCUGGUGACGGAGCCGCUGAGUGUGCACGUGUCACCCCGGCGGCUGGUUGUGGACAUGGGCAAGACGGCUGAGCUGCGGUGUGUCGUCCAGGGUCAUCCCAUCACCUCCCUCAGCUGGCUACGGAACGGCAAGGCGCUACCCCCGGAUGGAAGGUUUGUGACGUCCCCGCGCGAGGUGUUACGCAUCAGCAAGGUGGGGAAGGAGGACCGCGCCAUGUACCAGUGUGUGGUGGCCUCGGCUCGCCAGGAGAAUGUGCAGGCCGCGGCGCACCUGGCCCUGGGCGACUCAUCGCCAGAACUUCACUACAGGUUCCAGGAGCAGACCUUGCAGCCGGGCCCAUCGGUGAGCCUCAAGUGUGUGGCAACCGGGAACCCUCCACCUCAAUUCAUCUGGACGCUCGACGGUUUCCCACUGCCUGAGAGCGAACGGUUCCUCGUCGGGCAGUACGUCACGGUACAUGAUGAUGUCAUUUCCCACGUCAACAUAACCAACGUACGGGUGGAGGAUGGGGGAGAGUACACAUGCUCCGCUGCCAACACCGUGGGAGUGGUGACCCAUAGCGCCAAGGUCAACGUGUAUGGCCUCCCCUUCAUCCGCCACAUGCGAAGGGUGUCUGCCGUGGCGGGGUCAGGCCUACGGGUGAAGUGUCCCGUCGCUGGCUACCCCAUUGAUAAGAUUACGUGGGAGAAGGAUGGGCGGGUGCUCCCCACGGACAUCCGGCAGCGGGUCUUCGAGAACGGCACCCUCGUUAUCAGCCAGACGCAGCGAGACAUCGACGGUGGGCGGUACACGUGUCGCGCCAUCAACAGACACGGCCACUCCGCCUCCAGAGAUGUCACUGUCACUGUUACGGUGCCGCCCAAGAUCAUGCCGUUUUCUUUCGCCAACAACAUUCUCAGCGAGGGCAACCGCGCCUCCCUCACCUGCCAGAUCUUGGAGGGGGACCUGCCCGUGAACUUCAGGUGGGAGAAGGAUGGCGGGCCCGUCCCUAUCUACGACGGCAUCACGACCCGCCUGCUGGAUGACUAUCAGACCCAGUUGGUGAUCGACCGCAUCUCCUCGCGCCACAACGGGGAGUACACCUGCGUGGCCUCCAACAGCGCCGCCACAAGACACUACACCACGCGGCUCACGGUGAACGUUCCGCCACACUGGGUUACGGAGCCGCAGGACAGUGGGGCCGCGCAGGGCAGCACCGUCACCCUAAACUGCCAGGCUGACGGCUACCCCACACCCACCGUCACCUGGAAGAAAGCCAUCAUGGACGAGAACGAGGGCAGCAGCAUGAUGAUGGGGGGCAGCAGCGGGGGCAGCGGGGGUCGGCGGCAGGGGGGGUACCAGGAGCUGCGGUAUGGGGCCCACGUGGAGGUGUUCAGCAAUGGUUCGGUGGUGUUCCGCAAUGUCCAGAAGUCCAUGGAGGGGAAGUACCUUUGUCAAGCGCGGAACGGCAUCUCGGCGGGCCUCAGCAAAGUGGUCUACCUCACUGUGAAUGCCCCGGCACACUUUCCGGAGAAGAUGGGGCGCGUGGUGGUGCGGCUCGGCCAGACCGCGGUGCUGCGCUGCCCGGCCAGAGGGGACAGACCCAUCGACAUCCUCUGGUCUGUGGAUGGCAGGCGGCUUGACCCUCACGCUGACCCCAGAGUUGAGGUGCGCGAGGAGACAAGUGAGGAAGGGUUUGCCUCCAAGCUCACCCUGACCUCGGCCGCCCGCUCCCACUCCGCCACAUACACUUGCCACGCCGCCAAUGCUUUCGGGAGGGACACGAGGAACAUUGAACUCAUCGUGCAGGAGGAACCUGAGCAACCCAAGAACCUUCGGGUGGUUGAGACGCACAGCCGCCGGGUGAAGCUGUCCUGGAUGGCUCCCUACAAUGGCAACGCGCCCAUCCAGAACUACCUCAUCCAGUACAAGCUUGCCUCGGAGCCUUGGCCGGGUGUACCAGAGCGGCUGAGUGUGCCGGGUGACCAGACAGAAGGGGUCAUCCAUGAACUCACACCUGCCACGGCCUACCACUUGCGGGUGACGGCGCAGAACACGCUCGGCCUCGGCACCCCGUCUGAGGUCAUCCAGGCAGCCACGGAUGAGGAAGAACCCUCAGGCCCCCCUCUUGACGUGCGGGUGACCCCAGAGUCCUCCACCUCGCUGCGGGUGACCUGGGAGCCCCCCGCGCGUGACCUUUGGAACGGGAACAUUCUCGGGUACUAUGUCGGCUAUCGUGCCCACGCCCUCGCCUCGGACUACAACUUUCAGACUGUGGAGGUCGGGUCGGCUUACGGGGGCAGCUCCACCCUGUCCGGCCUGCAGCAAUACACACGCUACGAGGUGGUGGUGCAGGCCUUCAAUAACAGGGGCGCCGGACCUCUCUCGCCGCCCGUCAUCGCCACCACGGAGGAGGACGCGCCCAGCCUGCCGCCGGAGACCAUCAGGUGUGAGGCCACGUCCCCGCAGAGCAUCUCCGUGGCCUGGCGUCCUCCACCACUCCGGGGACAGAACGGCCUCAUCAAAGGGUACCGCGUCCUCUACACGCCUGCCUCGGACUACUCAGUCUGGAUGGACGGAGUGGUCCCAGGGGAGUGGAAGAAGGCGGUGGUUUUGCCGCUGUAUAAGAGUAAAGACGAGGAGCUGCAGAGCGAGACCGCCGGAGAGAGCACCAACAUCUUCAACCUGGAGAAGUACACCAAUUACAGCAUCAGCGUCCUGGCCUACACCAGCGCUGGCGAUGGUGUGCCCUCGUCCCCUGUCUUCUGCCGCACACUGCAGGACGUUCCCGAGAGUCCGGCCGGCAUCAAGGCUGUGGUGAGCUCCCCGUCAACCAUCCUUGUGACCUGGCUGGCCCCGGCGAAGGUCAACGGCGUGCUCACCAAGUACACGCUCUACAUGGCCAUCACUGCUGACCAAAACAGGAGGGAGCUGCCGGCCAGGACGCUCGGCCCGGGGGAGACAUCUUACAUGGCCGAGGGUGUUAGCAGCCGGGAGACCUACGAGUUCUGGGUGUCCGCCUCCACCCAGACAGGGGAAGGCCCGCCCACUGACAACAUCCUGGUGAAGCCCACGUCCAAGGUGUCGGCGCAGAUCGCUUCCUUCGGCGGCCCCUUGGAAGUGGCGUGGAAGGAGGAUGUGCGGCUACAGUGCCACUCAGUCGGGGAGCCACCACCUGAAAUCACCUGGACGCUCAACGGGAAAAAGAUCGCCACCUCGGACAGGAUACAGGAGCGUCCCAACGGCUCGCUGUUCAUCCGGGACGUCCAGAAGACUGACGCCGGCAACCUUACCUGCUCAGCCAGCAACACCCAUGGCAAGGACUCCAUCUCCUACCUCCUCAAAGUGCAGGUGCCGCCCGCCCCGCCCACCCUCUACGUGCAGGGCAGCUCUCGGGACGCCCUCACACUACGCUGGAGCCUCAAGCCACACCACGCGCCGGUCCGAGGCUACAUCAUGAACUACAAGAGGGAAUAUGGCAACUGGGAGGAGGUUGAGCUCCACACCGCACGCACCACACACACCCUGUCCGGCCUGGUGUGUGGGUCGCGCUACCAGCUCUACGUCACUGCCUACAACAAGGUGGGGACCGGCCUGCCCUCGGAGAUCCUGACCACCUCCACCAAGGGAUCAGAGCCAGUGGUGCCGGGGCGGAAGAGGCUACUCGACGUCAACUCCACUUCUAUCCUGGUCCACCUGAGCACCUGGGGCGAUGGCGGCUGCCCUAUCCUCUACUACGUCAUUGAGUACCGCGCGGCCUCCUCUAGGGAAUGGAUCUCGGUGGCGAACAAUGUGGCGCCCAACGAGAAAACCUACGUCAUCCGCGACCUGACCCCGGCGACCCGCUACACGGUGAAGGUGACGGCCCACAACCAUGCUGGGUCCAGUGUUGCCACCUACGACGUCUCCACCCUAACCCUUGAAGGAGUGCUCUUGACGAGGGAGGAGGGCAGUGGGGCGGGGGCGGCCUCCCCUCCGCUGUACCAGGACCUGCGAGUGGUCAUCCCGGCGGCGGUGGUGGUGGUCAUCGUCAUCGAGGUGGUGAUGGCGGUGGUGUGUGUCUUCAGGCGCCGGAAGAUGCGCGAGAGGAGUGGUUCGGAGGGGAUAGCGGAGUCACCAUCCACCGCCCAGAUCCAGAACCAGCAGAACCAGCACCAGCAGUACUCGGCCCUCCCGCCCACCACGCCCUCCACCCAGGACACCGCGACCAACAAGGAGUCCUCAGGGAACGGGACUGUCGAUGACUACAUCGAGGACAUCUGCCCCUACGCCACCUUCCAGCUGCCCGCCGUGCCCAAGAGCCACUAUGGGGAGAGCACUGACUCGGGCAUCGUGUACUCAGGGCCGUACCACUCGGUGCAGGGCGCGUUUGUGUACCACGACCCCAAACGCACCACCCUCGAGACCUUCCCUCUGAGACAUCAGAAGGAGCCGGAGUACACUAAGGUGCGGAGAAAAGGAAGACGGGAUCCGCACGUGGAGAGCACAGAAUCGGACAACCUGGGCAGCACAGACUCCGAGGUGAAGAAGAUCCUGUCUCUUCACAUGCCCAUCAGCGAGUAUGACACACUGGGCAGCGACUCGGAAGGGCCCGGCACCAGGGACUCGCCGCCCACGUUCGCUGAGUCGGCGGGUCUGGCCCACGCCCACAUCCACCCACACCCAGCCCACAGUAGUCGCUCCAGGCCCGAGUCCGCUGUGAGUCAACUGAGGAGCAGCACAGACAUCUUCAAGCACCGAGUCAGGAGUAGACAGCAGGAGCCCAGCAAGUCCCAGGAAAAUAGCAGCUCCUCAACGGACACCUCCAGCUCGGGGCGGCGCGCACACCCUCGCCGCGGGAAGAAAAGCACCAAGAGGCAAAGUCGCUCCACCUCGCGCACUGGCUUUGAGGAGACGUCCUUCAGCCACGCCUCGCCUGCUGACCGCCUCUCCUCCUGCAGGCCGCCCCCUCCACCUCCCCCUCGAGGCUUUUCAGACUCGAGGAAGGAAUACAGUGAGACCGAGUGCGACCGAGGCGGGAAGCGGAGCAGCAGCAGCGCCAUCUCCUCCUCCUCGUCCUCCAAGUCUCACCACCUCCAGCAGAAGUAUUACAAGGGUGCGCGCCCCCGGGAGUCCGGCUACCAGAUCAAUGUUUAGUGGGCCGGACCGCUGCCAACGACAACAGUAACAACACAGGCAGGUCACCCAACACACACACACACACACACACUUAUAUUACAUACUCACACAAACACAUACCUUACACACACUCACACACACACACACACACACACACACUUAUAUUACAUACUCACACAAACACAUACCUUACAUACACAUACAUUCACACACACACACACACACACACACACACUUCAGAACGUUCCCCUUGACACAGCUUCCGUCAAACGUUCCUAGGACAGAAUUUGGCAUAUUAGCUCGUUGUGAUCAGGGCAGAGUUACUCCUGUUUAACCUGGGACCAGAUCGUGUGUGUGAGUGUGUGUGUGUGUGUGUGUGUUUGUUCAUCGACAGCCCUGUGCAUAUAUAGGUUUCGUGGCAAGUAUUGACACUGUGUACGCUGGUCAUGGUGAGGUGCCGUGUUCGCGCCUCACCAAGCCAGGUCACCAAAAUGCCGCCCAGUGUUAGGGUUGUUUAUAUGUGUGCGAGAGAGGUGGUGGUGAGGUGAUCGUCGCUGUGAUGGACAGAAGUAUUCGACGGUGAAGUGACCUCCAGUGAGCGCAGGAAAUUACAAAACAGGGAAACUAAAGUGAAUCGGAUCUUUGGAGAGAGAGAGAAUGAGAGAGAGAGAGAGAGUGGGAUCGCCAAACCGAAUUACAGAAAAUGCAGCCGAUGUAUACAUAACAGUAAAUUAAGGCUAUGUUUAUGUGCUCACCUGCAGACAGACAGUGAGAGGAAAUACUAGACACCUGUAAAUUAGAGAGCCUGUAUUUUUAUCUCCAAGGAACUGGCGGAGGAGUCCAGUUCGGGGUCCAGAGGGAGGUGGUGUGGGGUCGGGGUGCAGGUGACCCACACACACACACUCCCGCCCCACGUGUCCGAAUUCCUGAGUGCAAGUGUCGGCGUUGCCUCCGCGCGUUGUGUGUGAGUGUUGCCCUUGACCGGAGGGCCGCCGCAGUGCCACCCCAGGACCCCCCACCUACAGCUCCACACAACCCCAGCCACCCCACAAAACAAGAAAAAUUUACAAUCAUAUCAAUAACAAUUUUUUUUCCCGUCAGUGUUCACGGUGUGGAGGCAUGACAGUCAGUGCUUGGUUGUUGGGUCGACUCAUUCCACAGCCUCACUCACACCCCCAUGACUCCCCAGGGGGCCACUAAUCCCCUACCCCCCCAGCAUAACCCCCAGUAUCUCCUCCCCGCGCAGAGGGAGGUCCACUUAACUGUAGUUAGUGUCGCCACAAUCAAGUAGAAAUGCAAACCUCUACAGCAGCUUCACAGGAUAUAAUCUUUACAGCUCACACAGCAGUCAGUCAGUCAGUCAGCCAAUCAGUCAGUCAGUCAGUACUCCCGUCAGUGUCACACCCCCACCCCCCAUACCCCAGUCCACCGCCCAGCUUCAGGCCACACCCACAGCCACCACACUGUCCAGGACGCCACAGCACCAAUGGAAUGCACCAAUCACAGCCUGUGGAAUGCACCAUAACAACACCAGUAUCCCUCCCUUCCUCGGUUCCUCCCGCCCCUCGCCGCCGUGGGCAGCGAGGGGCGGGGGAGACGAGGCCAACGCCAAGCCGUUCGUGUCUUCAAUCUUCCGUUCGUUCGUGCGUCUGCAUCGGAGUUAGAUGGCCUAGUGAGGGAGGGCGUUGUGAGGUCUUGCUGUGCUGUGUGUUAGCGCGCGCCGUGAGGACAAUGUUAUCCACCCCCCUGUGAUGCAUGGCUGGGUGGGUGUUGGUCAGGGUAGUGUGUGUGUGUGUGUGUGUGUGUGUGUGUGUGUGUGUGUGUGUACUAGAUCAAAGCCUCAGGUAGUAAGCUAUAUAGUUAUCACUUAAACAUUUCUCCAUCACUGCGCGGUACUUGGUUCUGUGUGCAUGUGUGUAUGUGUGUGUGUGUACAACUUACGAGCAAAUGAGUGCACAUGUGUGGCUGUAUAUGUGCUCGUUGACUACUCCCUGUCUGCUGGGUGGGUGAAUAAGUGUGUAUACACAUGUACGUAAGUGUAUGUAAGUGUGUGUGCGUGCGUAUACCCAUGACUGUCCGCAUGAAGGCAUGACUCUGAGGUUGUACGUAGCGAGACCAUUCCAAAACAAGCCAAGGUUGAAGGGAGCCCCAUCUCAGUGUACAUUUAUACAGAACCACGUCUUAGGUUACCAUGUGAUACUACCAGUACUACUUACUGUUGUUGUACCUACACUUUCUAGUAGCCGCGUGAUGUCAGCGCUCUCUCCCAGGGUAGAAGCCAACUAAAAAAGGUGUUUAGUGUUGUGUUGUUGUGUGCUUGGCGUAGGGCGACCGGCGAGGUGGAGGAAGGCAGAGCAGGCGAAGUGACCAGCCGCGGAGGACUUAUUAACUGUGUACGGCUUUGUGUGUGUGCGUGUGUGUGUGUGUGGGUAAAAGAGCGAGUGUGUGCGUGUGAAAGAGAGAGAGAGGGAAAAAAGAGAGAGAAACUGUAUAUUUGUGUGUGUGAAAAAGAGAAUUUGUAUGUGUAAAAGAGAGAGAGA
Molecule: messenger RNA, 10390 nt
Organism: Eriocheir sinensis (Chinese mitten crab)
Lineage: Eukaryota; Metazoa; Arthropoda; Malacostraca; Decapoda; Varunidae
Gene: Dscam4
Product: cell adhesion molecule Dscam2-like
Exons: 42
Coding region: 1683-7868 (2061 amino acids)
Biological process (GO): cell-cell adhesion; axon guidance
Cellular component (GO): plasma membrane; axon
Molecular function (GO): protein binding
Source: RefSeq, a predicted model, not a curated record